Messenger RNA from Megalops cyprinoides (Indo-Pacific tarpon), 1797 nucleotides. It is a transcript of the gene en1a, whose product is annotated as engrailed homeobox 1a. Gene Ontology annotation, molecular function: DNA-binding transcription factor activity, RNA polymerase II-specific; RNA polymerase II cis-regulatory region sequence-specific DNA binding. The record is from RefSeq and is a predicted model, not a curated record. Gene Ontology annotation, biological process: multicellular organism development; regulation of transcription by RNA polymerase II; neuron differentiation. The coding region runs from base 275 to 1117 and encodes 280 amino acids. Gene Ontology annotation, cellular component: nucleus. The transcript is spliced from 2 exons. NCBI's taxonomy places the organism in Eukaryota, Metazoa, Chordata, Actinopteri, Elopiformes, Megalopidae.
UCGAACUGUCAUAGAUUACAGAAAGCCAGGGACUCCAAAGCACCGCGCGAUGUGUUGUCAGUCCUGUCAAACUGGCAGAUUAUGAUACUUGGAACUCUACACCCGCAGGAUGCCGACUAUUUAGAAAACAAAACUGUUGAAUUCAACAAAGGUAUUUAUUGCAUUUUCAUAGCAUACGAUAUUCUUGCAUUUUCGUUGUAACUGGAUACAAAUUUCAACCAACAAGUGGAAUUUGGUGCGGAGAGAAGACGCUCCAACUAAAUUGGUUGCAGUCAUGGAAGAACAGAAGGAUCAAAAUAGCCGAGAUUCGAGCGAGGGGGAUAGCGUUUCCCUCUCUCCCAAUCUUCCGUCUCCUCCGAUCUUGCCUCACCAGGCAGCGCAGCAAGCCCACAGAACCACCAACUUUUUUAUUGAUAAUAUUUUGCGGCCAGACUUCGGCUGUAAAAAGGAGCUUGGCUGUAGGGAGCGGGCGCAAACCUCGGGCAGAGAGAACGUCAACCCUUUGAUAAUAAGGCCAUCUCAUCCCAGCGCCCUGUGCCAGGAUUCAAACUGUAGUAGUGACAGCACUUCUUCUUCGUCGUCUUCAUCGUCUUCGCCCCCCUCCAAACAGGGCUCGUCAAAGCCGGGGGAAGGAAAUGGAACUAAUUCGACUAAGUACGGGGAGAACACCGCGUCGAUUAUGGAUGUGAACGCAAGUAAUGGUGGACCUUCCCUUAAAGAGUCUCAGCCGCUGCUUUGGCCUGCCUGGGUUUACUGCACGAGAUAUUCAGACAGACCGUCAUCUGUUUCUACACUAGGCCCAAGGACACGAAAAUUGAAAAAGAAGAAAAACGACAAGGAAGACAAGCGACCCAGAACCGCAUUUACGGCCGAACAGCUGCAAAGACUUAAAGCCGAGUUUCAGGCCAAUCGCUAUAUCACGGAGCAAAGGAGACAGUCACUGGCCCAAGAACUGAACCUCAACGAAUCACAGAUCAAAAUCUGGUUUCAGAAUAAGAGGGCAAAAAUAAAAAAGGCUAACGGUUACAAGAACGGCCUGGCCCUACAGCUCAUGGCGCAGGGACUGUAUAACCAUUCCACUACUACCAUUCAAGAGGACAAGGAGGACAGCGAGUGAGCACGUCCCCAAACAAUUCUCUCUCAAUGUGCUAUAGACACUAAAGGGAGGGACGGACUUUUAUUUUUCUGAUUUUUAUUAUUAUUUUUGGUGAAUAAGAAGAAAAUACGAACGGAAUGGGACAGGUGCUAUUUAAAUCAGAUCUCUGUCUAUCGCAUAGUAUAUGGACAUAACUAUAUAAAUGACGAACAUGAUUAAAAAUCUAUAUAUAGCCAAACACUAUGACGUUGUAUAUAUUUAAGUUCAGGUAAGGGUGUCUCUAUAUCGAUCCCUACUUGCUGGAGAUUUCUAUCUUUUUUUCUUUAUGAUGUUGUUGCUCAUUGUUUUAGUAAAUGUCUGACUCAGUAGGGUUUUUUUGUGAUUUUUGUCUCCCAAACCCCCCACUAAACCCACAAUUCGACAGACUGCGUUCCUGGACCGCCGCUUCAAGCCAAAGAUUUUAAUAUGUUCAGAAUAUAUGUAGUCUGAAAUAAAAGUGUAGAAUGUGCUCUCAAUUGCUUUUAUCCCUUCUGCUGAAAUUCCUUCUCAGCGUUCACUAUUUGAAUUAAACCGUGUGAUUAACUGUGCUGUCUGUCGCCCUAAUCCAGACAACGGUUCGCUAGGCCUGGCGUUUGCUUCGCUGUGGAAUCACAUCAUCUCGGAAUACUAUUCCAUAAAACAUAAAAGGGAUUCCAUUAGAU